Molecule: messenger RNA, 1028 nt
Organism: Emiliania huxleyi CCMP1516
Lineage: Eukaryota; Haptophyta; Isochrysidales; Noelaerhabdaceae
Product: ATP synthase gamma subunit
Exons: 3
Coding region: 49-882 (277 amino acids)
Biological process (GO): proton motive force-driven ATP synthesis
Molecular function (GO): proton-transporting ATP synthase activity, rotational mechanism
Source: RefSeq, a predicted model, not a curated record
CGUUUUGCCUCCGGCGUCUUUGCCUUUUGCUACGCCCUAAGCGGCAAUAUGCCCUCGAUCAAGGAUCUGGGGAAGCGGCUCAAGUCGGUCUCGUCCACCUCGAAGAUCACCAAGGCGAUGAAGAUGGUCGCCGCGUCUAAGCUGCGUAAAGCCGAGUCGGAGAUGAUUGCCGCGCGCCCGUUUGCAGCUUCUGUGCAAAACCUCAUGAUGCCGCACAUCGGCAUCAAGGAGGGGGAGGAGGCGCCCGCUUCGGUGAUGAAGCUCGCCAUCUCCUCCGACAAGGGCCUCUGCGGCGGCAUCAACUCCAAAAUCUGCAAGGAGGUCAAGUUGGCGGUGGACGCGCUCGUCCAGCGGGGUGCCGAGUCGUCGCCGCAGCUGCUUAUCGUCGGCAGCAAGGGGCGGGACGGGAUGGCGCGCACGCACAGCGAGUACUACAAGACGACGUUCGACGAGGCGUACGGCGGCGCGAUCACCUUCUCCCUCGCCUCCUUCCUCGCCGAGCAGAUGCUCGCCUCGACCGCCGAGUCCUACACCAUCUGGUACAACAAGUUCCGCUCCGUCAUCAACUUCGAGCCGACCCCCCUCACCAUCAAGGGGCCCGAGGUGCUCGGCGCCUCGGGCGUGUUCGACGAGUUCGAGUUCGAGGGAGAGAAGGAGACGGUGCUCGCCGACAUCUACCAGUUCAACCUCGCCUGCACCAUCUACGGCUGCCUCCUCGAGAACAAGACCUCGGAGGAGGCCUCGCGCAUGACGGCCAUGGACUCGGCCUCCACCAACGCGGCCGACAUGAUAGCGCGCCUCACGCUCAUCUACAACCGGAUGAGACAGGCAAAGGUGACCACCGAGCUCACCGAGAUUGUCGCAGGCGCCGAGGCGGUCUAGGCUGAAAGAGCGGAGCCCACACCCCCUUGGCCUAGCCCACACCAUAUAUCCGAUCGGGCCCAAGACACACCAAAUAUGUGACACAUGCUGUUGUGGGUCCCGUCUGUCUUUUACGUGCGUGUCUAAUUUUUCUCACUAGUGUCGCC